This is a messenger RNA of Monoraphidium neglectum, 1041 nucleotides long. RefSeq lists its product as hypothetical. The coding region runs from base 1 to 1041 and encodes 346 amino acids. The transcript has a single exon. The record is from RefSeq and is a predicted model, not a curated record. NCBI's taxonomy places the organism in Eukaryota, Viridiplantae, Chlorophyta, Chlorophyceae, Sphaeropleales, Selenastraceae.
AUGCGCCCCGGGUUCCAGCGGGCGUUGGAGGGCAAGAACGUGAAGUUUGUCGACCUUAGUAAGCUGCCCGAGAAGUACAGGCAGCAGUACGCCGCCGCGGGCCAGCAGCAGCAGCAGCGGCAGCAACAAAAGCAGCAGCGGCAGCAGCCGCCGCCGUCCGUGGUGACGCGCGUCGGGCGGCCGGCAGGCGCGGCUGCGCCGCCGCCGCCGCCGCCGCAGCAGCAGCAGCAGGGCGAUGGCAAGGGGCAGCCGCCGGGCGGCCACGUGCAGCCGGCGGCCGGCGGGCGGGCCGCGCGCGGCGCGCGCGGGCCGGGGACCGGCCUCGGGGCGCGCCUGCCCGGCACGACAGCCUCCAUGCGGGCGCCGUUCGCGGCGGCGGCCGAGGGCGACCUCGUCCCGCGCGUCGCGCGCCCGACGCCGCGGCGCGUGGAGAUGGCUGGCGACGGGCAGCCGCCCGGCAGCUUCCAGGGCGGCGAGGUGUCGCCGUCGCGGUUCCCAUCCGCGGAGGAGCAGCAGCAGCGGCAGCAGCGGGAGGACGAGGAGCUGGGCCGGGACGCGGAAGCCGAGGAGUCGGAAGACGAGGGGGCGCCCACGGUGCUGGACGCCGAGCAGAUCCGGGACCUGCUAACCUCGGCCGGCGCGGAGGGCCUCGACGCGCGGCGCUUGCUGGCCGAGGCGCUCGCCCUUGGCUGCGUCAUCCCGCCGGGCGCCGCCGCCGCGGCGGGGGCGGAGAUGCCGAGCGAUGAGGAGGUUGAGGCGGCGAGGGCCGAGGCCGAGGAGGCGUUCGAGGCGAUGCGGGCCGAGGCCGAGGCGGAGGCCGAGGCCGACGCACGGAUCGGUCCGAGGUUGGGUGAUCUGGAGGAGGAUGAUCUGGAGGAGGGCGACUUGGAAGCGGAGGACGACCCCAGCGCCGUGCGCGUUCGCGUGCCUGACGUGUCUGCAGGCCCGGGCCCGGGCGCGGGCCCGGGCGCGGCGCGGCCCGGCGCAGGCGGGGGGCGCUCGUGGGGCGCGGGGUGGACGGCGCGGGAGAGCACCCGCUAG